CCUGGCCAUGGGCCUCGAGUUUUGACUUCAGGGCAUCGUAGUCGGAGGGCAUUCUGUCGUUCGAGCAUCAGCAGGUGGCUGCCGUUCUUCCCAGAAUUAAACUCACAGUCGCUUUCCACGUCAGAUGGUUUUUCUACAUCAACUUGUCAGUCGUCCGGUUUGUCUUGGCAGUGGGAGAGUGGGAGUGUUCUCCGUUCAUUCUUGUCUGCUCUUGUUGGUCCUGCCACCUCUUGGACCUGCCAGGCGUUAACCCUGAAUUGAAUGUGGCUAGUGCGCAUGCGUAUGUCCACGGAGCCACGGACUUAUUGUGCAUUUAGACGUUUUUUUUUUUUGCUCAGAAGAAAGAUGAGUGUUUAUUGGUUAAUUUCCUUAAGACGAGAUGGGAGCCAACAUGGGAGCUUCGAAGUGAAGUGAAAAUAAAGAAAUUUACGAGAGGAAAGAGGAAGAGGCUGGCGGCCACUGGCGGCUGCAGAUGCAGUCAGCAGGGUUGAGUUUCGCGGUUGUAGCCUGUUGGCUGCUGUUGUUGAAUUCUUCGCUUGGCGGUCAAAUGCUUCUAUCACAACAAAGCUUAUUUAAAUACAUUUUUCUGCUUAACUAAGACUGAUUUACACAUUUUAAUAUCACAAUCAACAAAAGAAAUAAUUUCCUUUCACGUUUAUACUGUGUUUUUGGAGACUUAAAGAGAGGAAUUCCCUGAUGUGAUGAAAGACUCCGUGAAUGACUCGUAGAACAAUCGUGAAUGACCGUCGAAUGAAUAUGAAUCCAAUUCAGCAUGAUCAUUCUCAAAUCGAUUUAAGGAGGAGGUGCCGAGUUCUCCUUCAGAGGCUGGAUGAAGAAACAAUCAACCAAAUUAAAAACAAAAAGUAUUGUGGCUUGUGCAACCGAAGUCCAAGCGACCCUUUACUCUAUGGAAAGAUUUACGUCCUUGGCUCUGUCACCGUGCACUACUAUUGCCUUCUAUUUGCGUGCGCAUUGGCUCAAAAAGGAGAAGACACAGAAGGAAUCUUUGGCUUCUUAGAGUCUGACAUUAAAAAACAGAUUGCAAGUGCCGAGAAAGUGAAAUGCAGUUAUUGCGAUGAAGCUGGUGCGUCAAUCAUUUGUGUUCAAAGGAUGUGCAAAAAAGUCUUUCACCUUCCAUGUGGAAUGGAACAUGGUUCUCAGCACAACUAUUUCAAUAAAUUUGAAUCUUUUUGCAAGCAGCACCGACCCAAUAUCAAAAUUCCAUCAAACAUUUUUUACGAAACUGAACCAGCUAUUUGUGCCAUCUGCAUGGAGGAGGCCAAAAAAGACUUGAAAUGCAUACACGUCCUCUGGGCGCCUUGCUGCAAAAAGAACGCAUGGCUGCACAGAUUAUGUGUUCAGAAAUAUGCAUUGAGCUCUGGAUACUUUUUCAAAUGCCCACGGUGCAAUGACAAGGAUGAAUUUAACAAAGCCAUGCUCCGAUAUGGAAUUUACGUCCCCGAAUCAGAUGCCUCUUGGGAGCUUGAAGGAAAUCAGUUUCAAGCGUUGUAUGAAAGAUACAGUCGGUGUGAUGCAGAGUUGUGCCUUUGUCCAAGCGGGAGGGAAGAAGACGAGGAAAUCGGCAACUGGGAAAUUAUACUGUGCUCUGCUUGUGGCUCUCAAGGAAUUCACGUUGGCUGCACAAAAUUUAAGACUGCUCUCAGAAAGUGGUAUUGCACAGGAUGCAAGCCCAUCAUUCAAACCCAGUGUCAAGAUGCUGAAACAACUGCCUUGAUAGACGCCCUCAUAUCUGAUAAUGCUCUCCCUGGUCCUUCCUCCAUAUCUGACCCCAUUCCUUGUGUUGCCGAAGUCCCAGAAGAAAGUGCAGCAGUUGUAGAGAGACUACCAACGGCAGUUCAUCGGACAAACCCCAGACAAGAUUGUUCCCAAUAUUCUACAGAAGCGAUCGAAAUCAUGGUGUUGGACGAGGAGGAAGAGGAAAUAGACAUCGAGAUUCUGGACGAGGUGCCAAGACCACUCCAACCAGUAAUGGAAGAAAUUCAAGAAGUGCGCAGGGUAACAGCGAACACAACAUCAGGAGGCACCUCUUCCGCUAAACCAGUUAGAAAUGUGCCACUUUUUGCCAUUAUUCUUGACGAUGAUGAUGAUGAUAAUGAUGUUGAAACUGAAGAUGAUUUCGAGCCAGAGAUUGUUGAAGAUAUAGAGGACUUGACUAAAUUGAGUGAUAGUGAAACAAGGUUACAGCACCUAGGCUAAGUUUUUAGUUAUAAUUUCCUAAAUUUAGGAAUUCAGUCUUGUUUCUUCCAAAGUAGUCUAAUUUUGGUAUUUAAGUUUGUACACAUUGAAGUUUGCAAACAUUAAAGAAGUUUGGAAAUAAAUGGUGAUUAUUAUUAUUAUAUUUGUAUGAAACUUUUACUUCACUUUCAUAUGAAUUGAAUUCAAUUUCUCAGCUUCUUUACAUAAAUAUCUUUAGCGAUGUACAAAAUAUAAAAGAAAAUAAAAUUUGUAAAUAUUCAUGAAU
Messenger RNA from Neocloeon triangulifer, 2482 nucleotides. Its product is annotated as PHD finger protein 7-like. Lineage: Eukaryota; Metazoa; Arthropoda; Insecta; Ephemeroptera; Baetidae. Gene Ontology annotation, cellular component: nucleus. The transcript has 11 exons. Bases 718 to 2217 code for a protein of 499 amino acids. The record is from RefSeq and is a predicted model, not a curated record.